GUCUUUACGACACGGUCGUGCUUUACGGCGCUGCUGUGAACGCACGCUGUCCGCCUGAGAAGCUAUGUCGAAAGCGAAGCAAAAAAGAGCAAAACGCCUCGGAUUUCGCGGAAAAAAGGCUCAAGAUGGUCAACAUACAAAUAGCCAGGGCAGAAGGAAAGACGCAGGGAUGCCCAGUGUACGACACAUCAAAGCGUAUGCGCAAAGAGAGGCCGAACUCAGGAAAAAGAGGCUGGAGGAACUGCAGGAAAAGCAGAAGGCAUCGAGAGAGAGAGAGCUGAUGAAAAGGCGAAGUCUGGAGACUUUCCAGAGAGAUGUGCAGAAACGACAGAGAGAAUUUGAGCAAAAGGAAACAGAGCUCCAGAAUUUAGAAAAACAUGUCAACUUUGAAAAUGAAAACUCAAGAAAGGCCUACUACCGAGAAUUUAAAAAGGUGAUUGAUGCGGCUGAUGUAAUUCUGGAGGUCUUGGACGCCCGUGACCCUCUGGGCUGUCGAUGUCCACAGGUGGAGCAGGCUGUGGUUCAGAGUGGAACCAAUAAGAAGAUUGUUCUGGUGCUUAACAAAAUAGACUUGGUCUCCAAAGACAUUGUAGAGAAGUGGAUCAGGUACCUUCGUAAUGAGUUCCCCACUGUGGCCUUUAAAGCAUCUACUCAACAGCAGAACAAGAACCUGAAGCGCAGUCAUGUGCCUGUCACCCAGGCCACCCCGGAGCUCCUCAGCAGCAGCGUGUGUGUGGGGGCGGAGUGCCUUAUGAAGCUUCUGGGGAACUACUGUCGCAACCAGGACAUCCAGACAUCCAUAACAGUGGGGGUGGUUGGUUUUCCCAACGUUGGAAAAAGCAGUUUAAUCAACAGCCUAAAGCGAUCUCGUGCUUGCAGUGUAGGAGCCACCCCUGGAGUUACCAAGUGCCUUCAGGAGGUACACUUGGACAAGCACAUUAAGCUGCUUGAUUGUCCUGGGAUUGUCAUGGCAACCUCAUCAAGUGAUGCUGCCGUGAUUCUGCGAAACUGUGUGAAAAUUGAGCAGCUGGUAGACCCCUUAGCACCAGUGGAGGCCAUCCUGAAACGCUGCAAUAAAGCCCAGAUUAUGCAGCACUACGGUGUCUCCGACUUCCGCACGGCACUGGAGUUCCUGGCCCUGUUGGCACGAAGACAAGGCAAGCUGAAAAAAGGAGGGCUUCCUGACUAUGACAAAGCUGCCAAGAGCAUCCUGCUGGACUGGACAGGGGGGAGGAUCAGCUACUUCACACAUCCACCAGAGACACACACACUGCCCACACAUGUCAGCGCAGAGAUUGUGGCAGAAAUGGGAAAGGCUUUCGACUGGGAGGAGCUGGAAAAGGGCAAUUUGGAGGCACUAGCUGAGGUGAGCUGUCCAGAUGUCCAGAUGGGGUUCUGCAUCAGUACCUCUGGGAUGACACAUGCAGUCGAGGGAGAAUGCCCCCCUGACCAGCAGAUGGAAGCUGGAGCCCAGGACAUGUUUGAGUCUGAUGAGGAGGUGGAGGACAUGGAGGAUGGUCAGGAUCCUGAAUUUGGGCCCAUGACGGUUGAAAUAAAAGCAUCAAGGGUAAAGAGUGGGACGGCGGAGACGGUGAUCCCACGUGCUCCAGACCUCAGGGACAUCGUGAAUGUUGACCCCCUGCAACAGGGCCAGGCCCUUCAGGCUGCCAGGAAGAAGAGGAAGAAGCAGCAGAAAAGAGCUGACAAAAUUGCAGUGAAGCUCUCGGACACACUGACCUCUGCGAUGAAUUUAGCCUUUGCCGACAGUUGAAAGAUUCAGAUGCACAUUUGAAAGGGUGAAAUGUAUUUAAUAAAAAUCCUUUACUUAUAUGCAUCCUAUAAUUCUUAUAUGUAUUAACCUGUGUACGUAAAUUUUUGAAUGUUAAAUUGAGUACUUUUUAAAGUGUUUUAUACUCCGCCAUAUUUAAACAUGAAUACUGUAUAGGUCAGGUCAUUUCCCCAUUUACUGUUGUAAAACAAAUGUCAACAAAUCCAUUCCUAAACUGUAUUUCACUGUGGGAAAGUAUCCUUUUACAAAAAUUGUUUUUGACUAAGUUCACCACUGUUUUCACAUUUUUUAACCUUAACGCAUACUAUAUACAUAUCACUCAUAAAUUAGUUCUUUUAUGAAUAGUCAAAUUUUCAAAGGUACAUUUUCCAUUUUAUUUCUUAUUGCGUUUUCUUUUCUAUUUUCAAAAAUUAGUUGUGAAUGCUAGUUAGUAGGCAACACUAAAAUGCAGGCAAGUGUCAACUCCCUUCCACAUUGUUUACAGGUUUUGUUUGACAUUUCUAGAGGUUUCUGAUCAAUGGCAAUACUGUAUAAGGAACACUGCACAUGUUUGGGAUAAAUCAGUCAACAGUUGACACCAAGUUGGGUAUUUUAAUUUUCAGUCAUGUUCAGAAGAGUUCUAAUUUUAAUAUAGCUCAAAUUUAAAAUGAUUUUAAAAGGUAUUACUGCCUUAC
Molecule: messenger RNA, 2463 nt
Organism: Scleropages formosus (Asian bonytongue)
Lineage: Eukaryota; Metazoa; Chordata; Actinopteri; Osteoglossiformes; Osteoglossidae
Gene: gnl3l
Product: G protein nucleolar 3 like
Exons: 15
Coding region: 65-1771 (568 amino acids)
Cellular component (GO): nucleolus
Molecular function (GO): GTP binding
Source: RefSeq, a predicted model, not a curated record